AUGAAGAAAUUCGCCAUAAACCCUCCAUGUCGAAGACCUACUUUGGCUGCUAGCCAAGUAGUUGAUCCCACCAGCGUCAGGCGUGGUGAGGAAUUUCCUAAAGAAUGGGCCAAGCGCCAAGCCAAGCUUCAGAAAACUGCUGCAGAAGCAGUGAGGAAAUUCAAUGAGGAUUCUCAAGCUACUGCCACUAAGGCCUCUGCUAGUAAGGCUGCGCCCAAGAAGGCCAUCCUAAAAAAGUCUACUAGGGAGAUCAGAGACCUCAGUGAUGAAUUUGACAGAUAUCAUGCAGAUUGGCUCGGUGCCAAAGUCAGAUUUGUCAAGAUUGCCAAGAACCUCAACGCAGACGUUAUAGCAUCAUUGCCACAGCAAAUACCUCAGGCUGAAGCAUCUGCUCAGCAAGGUGAUGAAAAUGAAAACACAACUGAUGAAAAUCAGGCCGCUGAAGAAGCUACCAGGGCUGCUAAAGAAAUUCCAGCUCCUGAAGAAUAUGCCAGGGCAACCACCAAUGUUGCGCCUGAAGAACAACCCAGGCCAGCUAAAGAAUCUGUUCUGUCUGAAGAAACUGAAAAUGCCAGGGCGACUGCAUCAGUCGUGCCUGAAGAAACUGCACCAACUUCAUCUGCUCCUCCAGCAAAAUAUUCAAAGGUUAAGAAAAUCACUCUUCCUUCUGCAUCAGAAGUAAAGAAAACGAAGGCCACGGAGAAGGAAGCCGCAAGGAAGAGGAAAGCAUCAACCUCUGCAGAGUCCUCAGCUCCCAAGAAGGAGCUCAUUCCAUUUGGUAAAGAAUAUGUCAUUCCAGAUGACAUUGAUGAAGAUAAUCCUUCCACUGCUUCCUCGGAGCAGUUGGAUGAAGAAAUUGAAGUGGAAGAGGCUAUUUCCACACCAUUGGCAUCAUCGCCUGUGCCUCAGUUCACAACUGAACAGACUGAAGAAAUAUUAACCUGGUCCGAAGGACGUCAAACUUCACUGCAGUCCAUCCCUGAAGAAACUCCAGCUUCAAUAGCUAAAGAAUUGAAGAACCAGACUGCUGCUGAUGAAACAGCUCCCUCAAUUCCUCAGUCUGAGGUACCUGAAGUUGUGACUCAAGAGGUUGUGAGACUGUCAACUGCAAAUCUUCAGCCCAAGCCACAAAAUUCUCAUGCAAAGAGGCCAAAAUUCAAGGCUGAUGAUUUCGGUGAGGAUCAUUUCUUCACUGAUCUAAAUCCAUAUGACUCAGCAAGACUUAAGCACAAGAGGUUUUGGACUGCAAGCCAAAUGAACUUCUAUGCAUCUGUUCUAUUUGACAAGGACAUGGUAUUCAGCACCGUCAAAUUCCUCAUGUGGACAUGGAGUCCAUUGCUUUCUUCCAACCUGUUCUGA
Molecule: messenger RNA, 1359 nt
Organism: Aegilops tauschii subsp. strangulata
Lineage: Eukaryota; Viridiplantae; Streptophyta; Magnoliopsida; Poales; Poaceae
Source: RefSeq, a predicted model, not a curated record